Molecule: messenger RNA, 8789 nt
Organism: Linepithema humile (Argentine ant)
Lineage: Eukaryota; Metazoa; Arthropoda; Insecta; Hymenoptera; Formicidae
Source: RefSeq, a predicted model, not a curated record
UAUCAACCAAGUGUCAAUAAUAUAAAUAAGUGGUGCCAUCUGCGUAAUUUUUACAUACUUUAUUCGUGCAUUCAUACAGAUCAGAGAAAAAUAUUUAUAUUCCCGGCGAAAAUAAUUAUAUACGAUUACUACGUGCACAUUACAAUUAAGGUAAUAGCCAUGACGAUGUUACUUAAUUAGCUUUAAUUAGUAUCUCUAUUUUUUUUUAUAUAAGAGAAAAAUAAGAGGAAUCCAACAAAAAAUUGCAACUGUUAUUCUUACUGGAACAUUGAGGAAAAAUGUAUUUCUAAUUCGAGUUUCAUCCGUUUCAGACGUUGCGGAAUAAUAUUUCAUUAUUCUUAAUUUAUUCAGGAAAAAUUUAAGAUGCAAAGGCAACAGCCCUGGAGCAAGCUCGAACGCGCCAAUUUAUGUUAGAGAAGCGAUGAUAACCCGUGGCGAGGACGGCCGGGAACGAUCAUACGAGGCCGUAGUAGGGGAACGGCGUGGCCAACGCCAUCUGACGUACAGUCGGCAGUCGCAGCAGUGAGCGCGCAGGAGGUGGUCCGUUCGCCAUAUUUGUUGUUGUCGUCGAUGGGGUAGGCUAGCCUGAAGUUUUUCCGACUGGCUGGCACUAUCGGCUAACUCGUGCGGCGAUCUUGCGACGUGCGCGAAGUUAACGCGAGCGUGCGGACUCGCGGUCGCGACCGGGCGCGAGCGAAUCACCGCGCGGGGAUUCAGGCUCACACAGUGCGUGGCAAUGUCUCCGACAUAACAGAGAAACAUCGAUGAGACACUUGACGGCUCAGCUGUCUUAUUCCGUACCCGAGUGCGUCGCCGUGUUUGUACAUGUUCAUGCAUCACUGUUCGCUCCGUGCUACGCUAGUUACGUGCAGUCCGCUCGAUGGUGCUCGUGGUCGAGGAUGCACCAAUAAGCGGCGUGUGAGGGUGUGAGGUGCACCGUUGGUUGACGGACAUCGGACAGAUUCGUACGGGGCUGAAAGAUCUUCCGCUGGUGCACGGUGGUGGAGUCUGCGCCGCUACGCGAUCGUGCGGGCGAGACGACGCGGCGUGGCAGAGACGGUGGCAGCCGGUGAUCGUUUUGGACGCGCUCGUAGUAUUGCGUGUGCUGAUUCGCACGGCAAUUAAAACUGGCGGGCAACCUGGCUCGGUCCUCUGGCAGCGGCGGCGGAGGCGGCGGCGGAGGGCGAACCGGUAGGAUCGGCGGAAGUAGUAGUGGCGGCGGCAACGGUGGCGGCAAUAACAGCGGCAGCGGUGGCGGCGGCGGCGGCGGCGGCAGCGGCGGCGGCGGCGGCGGCGGCGGAGGCGCGAAUUCUAGGGGUGCGAGGGCGACCGGGGCCGCCGCCGAACCUGGUAUCGCCCCGGACGAGGCCCCUGGACCCGGCGGACACUUAAUCGAAUGGGAAGAAACUGAUCGUUACUCCUUCGAUGAUUCUGAUCGCUUCGAAGAAGAUUCUCUGUGUAGCUUCAGCAGCGAGCCGGAGUCACUAUGCAACAAUUGGCGUGGAUGGAGACGACCACCGGCUGCGUUCGGCAUCUCCAAGAAAUCCUGCGAGGAUGGGCAGCAAAUGGUGCCAACCCUCUGCGAGCUCGCGGCACGAUGUGUCGCGUCUCAUAUCCCCUUCGAAUUGGUGGAACACUUCUAUCCGCCCGUGCCGGAGCAGCUACAGCUGAGAAUAGCUUUUUGGAGCUUUCCAGAUAAUGAGGAGGACAUACGACUUUACUCGUGCCUCGCAAACGGUAGUGCUGAUGAAUUUGUCCGUGGCGAACACCUCUAUCGCGCCAAGACCGUCAAGGAGCCUCUGCAAAUCGGAUUUCAUCUGAGCGCCAGUGUAAACCCGCAAACGAACGGCGUCAGAGCACAGUUCAACGUUGCCGUAACCUUUGACCGUCGCAAAAUCACAUCAUGUAACUGCACUUGCUCUUCGACGGCUUAUUGGUGCGCACAUGUAGUGGCCGUUUGCCUACACAGGAUACACAUGCCAACGCAAGUAUGCCUGAGAGCGCCGGUUAGUGAAUCCCUGUCGCGAUUGCACCGCGAGCAACUGCAAAAGUUCGCUCAAUACCUCAUCAGUGAAUUGCCGCAACAGAUCUUGCCCACUGCUCAGCGACUCCUGGACGAGCUGCUCUCAACUCAACCGAGUACCAUCAAUUCUUACUGCGGUGCUCCGGAUCCGACCGCUGGAGCUUCCGCUCACGAUCAGACUUCUUGGUACUUAGAUGAGAAGACGUUGCAUGACAACAUCAAGAAGAUCCUUAUCAAGUUCUGCGUUCCGGCGCCCAUAGUCUUUAGCGAUGUUAAUUACCUGAGCACCACCGCGCCUCCGGCCGCCUCUGAAUGGGCGUCGCUGCUGCGACCGUUGAGAGGUCGCGAGCCGGAGGGUAUGUGGAAUCUCCUCUCCAUCGUGCGCGAGAUGUUCAAGAGGAACGACCGCAAUGCCAUACCCCUGCUGGAGAUCAUCACGGAGGAGUGUAUGGCGUGCGAACAGAUCCUCGUCUGGUGGUUCAAUACCAAGGUCGCGUUACUCAAUGGCACCGGAUACGGCAGCAAGCACAACAUGAACAGCAACGUUCACGCCUCGCAGCACGCGUGCUCGUCUCUGUGCGACGAGAUCGUCGUUCUCUGGCGACUGGCCGCGCUCAACCCCGGCCUCUCGCCGUCUGAGCGCGAGAUGUUGCACGCUCAAUUUAUAGCUUGGCACUUAAAGAUCAUAGACAAGGUCGCCAAAUUCCGUGGCAGCUCUGUAUCGCACAACUCGCACAACAGAAGUAACAGUUCGCAAAAGGAUUCCUUGAAACAUGAUCUCGCAGUCUUUACAGGAUUCAAAUCGGCGCUCGAGGCUUGUUAUCUUGAUUGGGACGAAUACGUUUUGCCGGGGAUCACGUAUACCGCUGAAAACAAUCCUAUGUACCAUUGUCCCUUUACGUGCUUUCGGCAUGCCGGCGACACGAGAACGGAGGUUAAUCAGGUAAAUUCGAGUUCGGCGGUGCUGAAUUAUCAGCCGCCCAUCUCGCAUCAUCACGGUCGACGGCCGUUGAACGUCAGCCUCGUCGAGUUCAGUUAUUUGGACAGACGGCGGCUGAAUCCGCGCGAAUUCCCACUGUGUUCGAGAAGCGGCGGCGGCGACGGAAAUCGCAGUAGCGUCAGCUCCGAAGGUUUCUGCGAGAACGACACCGACAUUCCGGAUAUAUCUGAGUCUCAGGUUGUUCUGAGGCAAGGUUGUGCUCAACUAAAUAAUUGCGGCGAUACAGAUUCGCAGGAAGGGGCCGGUAGUGAGUCAUCUUCCAACAGUAACGUAAGCAUGAAGAACGCUCAAGGUUCGGACAAGCAUCGCUCAAAUGCGUCGUCCGAGACACAUAGUGAUACUAGUGAUAGUAGUAAUAAUAAAGCUGCCUGCGAGAACGCAAAGUGUAGCAGGACAAAAACCGCGGAGUGUCGUGACAAAUCGCACGCGGUUGUGCCGAAAGGCGCAAAGAACGAACAUGAAUCCGAUCAGGAAAAGGAAGCCGGGAGGCCGUUCAAGGACGAGAGCUCCUCGUCUAGUAGUGACAUUCCAUCCGGUGACGAAUAUAACGUUUAUUAUUACGACCCGAAGACUGUGACGAACAAUAGCGGCCUGUCGAGUAAAUAUGUUAAAAGCAAUACGCAUGCCGCCAGCACUCCGGACGCCAGUAUAGUUCUGAAUAACUUGAAGAAGACGGAAGACCCAUGGGACAUUCUGUUCGCGCGGGCGGAGGGGCUUUACGCUCACGGCCACACGAAAGAAGCCUGUAUCAUCGGAGUACAGUUGGCCGAGGAACUCUUGGCUAAUCCUCCUGAUCUUAUAAUUGAGGGCCCGCUAUUACCGGUGAAAAAUAAACGGAAAAGGCAACACGUGAAUCCAGCGUCUCAUCAAGUGACGUGUCUCGCAUCGGCGACUUUAGCAAAGUGCGGAUUUCUGUGCACGGUACUUGCUGAAAAUCCGGAAUAUCACAAUUUGGCGUUUCGCGUGGGUCUGUUUGGUUUAGAGAUGGCCAGACCACCGGCCAAUACAAAACCUUUAGAGGUCAAGCUUGCUCAUCAGGAAAGCGAAUUAGUAGGAUUACUGAAGAGAAUUCCUUUGGGACCGACAGAAUUAGCUAUGAUAAAACAAAGAGCUGAACAACUGAGAGACGGAGUUAUGAGAUCGAGAGGACAUGCGCUCUUGCCCAUCAUGUUAGCCAGCUUCAUAUAUGACGCACUUGAUGUACCAAGAGUGAAAUUGCCGGCGGAAAUUGAUCCGAAUCUCGGAUUUGACGCCGCUGUGGCUGUUUUGGGAUUAAAAGCCAAUGUGAGCGAGGCAGAUCAUCCUCUUCUAUGCGAAGGAACUCGCAGGCAGAGAGGAGAAUUGGCUAUUACUUUGCUCGUGCAUUACAAAGACGAUCCUACGAAAUUGGCUAGAAUCAUGGAAAAGUUAUUGGAUCGGGAUGUUCAUCAACUCAACAAAUCAAACUCACCUAUCCUCAGCAGUUAUUACACUUCAAAUCCUCCUACGAAGAGUGAAAUGGCACGAUUUGUCCACGAUGAAGAAUGCUCGUCGUCUCUCACCGGGACAGACAAUGGCGGAAAUUGUGAUAACAUCAUUGGCGCUAGUAGUAGACCUCACAGCAGUACGAGCGCGGAACUCGAGAAUAGCAUCAGCGCGCUAACCAUUCAACCGCAGAUUGUUCAACCAUCUGUGCCUAUUAGAACUAAAGAAACACGGUGUGUGCUUUAAAGGCUAUACCCAUCAAUUCCUAAUCAGCCAUCAGAAGCAAGCGCGCACUUCAUGUGCGAAUUAGCGAAAACCGUAUUAUCGAAGGCCGGUGGCUCCAGCUCAACGUCAUUAUUCACUCAACCAUCCACCAGUCAAAAUCAUCAUGGUCCGCAUAGAGCGCUUCACAUGUGCGCCUUUCAGCUUGGGUUGUACGCCCUUGGUCUUCAUAAUUGCGUCAGUCCGAAUUGGCUCAGUCGUACGUACUCCAGCCACGUGUCUUGGAUAACCGGCCAGGCAAUGGAAAUCGGAGCUCCAGCCAUCUGGUUUCUUAUUGACACUUGGGAAGGUCACUUGACGCCACCGGAGGCCGUCAGUAUAGCCGACAAAUCCUCGAGGGGCAGUGAUCCGAAUAUGGUCAGAGCGGCGGCCGAGCUUGCUUUGUCCUGCCUGCCGCACGCGCACGCGCUCAAUCCUAAUGAAAUCCAGAGAGCUAUAUCGCAAUGUAAGGAACAGAGCGAAGCCAUGUUGGAAAAAGCUUGUAUUACAGUUGAAAACACCGCGAAGGGUGGCGGUGUUUAUCCAGAAGUGCUCUUCCAGGUGGCAAAGUAUUGGUACGAGUUAUAUCUUCGGCAAACUCCUGGUGCAGAUCAACAGGAUGAGAUUCCUCACGAUCCUUUGCAAUUGGAUCUUAAUGGAGUGCUAUUAGUCGAACCGGGACCUUCCGUAGACCUGUCGAAUACGCAGAUGAUGCCUGGGCCGACGCAGACGGUCGUUGUUACCAGCACGCAACCACCUCCUCAGCCCUACACUCAUCCAACGAUUACGACCCUGGCGCCUUUAGGAGUCGGCAUGCCGUACGCCGUGGGCCCGUACAGUUUUGUACAUCCUCAUCAUUCCAUCGCAACGUUUAGCGGUCCGAUGCCCUCGCACAGAGUCACUUUACCGCCCGCACCGCACAUGCAAAUGUAUCACCCAUUUCCACAUCACCCCGGACACCCUCAACAUCCGCCUCAUCCGCAUCACUCGUCUCCAGUCGCGCCACCUCCCCCAGGACCAUAUUACACGCCGCCACCGACGCCAGGAACUCGACACUUGUAUACGAUGCAACAGCCGAUGCCGGUUCAAGCAGGAGUAGCAGGUCCUCUUCCCGGACAAAAUAAUAUGCCUGGACCUACACUGGUCCAGACACAACCUAUAAUAUCGACUGUGAGAGCUCAACCUCAGGUUCAUAGACAAAGUCAGACAUUUAGUCAACAGCAAUUGCGAACUCUCGUUUCUGCAUAUCGCGUGGGUAUGCUAGCGUUGGAAACUCUGGCUCGCAGAGUGCACGACGAUCGGCCUCAAGCCAAGUAUGCGCGGAAUCCGCCCUACGGAGAGGAUGUUAAAUUUUUGCUCAGAGUUGCGAAGCGGCUUGGCACGCAGUACAUACAUCAGCUCUGCAUCUGUGCUGUGAACAGCAUCGUCAGUCCCUUUGUCCUUCAUCAUGUUGCUCUGGAAGGGGCUCAGUAUCUUGCAAGAAACAAUCCGGCACUCAUUGUGCAACACCUGAGAUCUGCCUUGUUGGCUCCGCUGGUACACAAGUGCCAACAGAUGUACAUUCAGUGUAUGCAUCAAAAGCUGUAUCACUUAACAGCUGGCGAUUACGAGGAAUUUGCCAGUAUUGUUUGCGCUGCGAGAGCUGCCUUCCAAAUCAAUCCAGAAGGAAACGCUCAUUUCAAGGAGUGGCUGCAGUCGAUUAAAAGAUCUCAGUCUUGUAAUAAAGAUCUGUGGGCACAGAUCAAUGCGGCGUUACAACAGACCGGCAAAUGACACAGAGCGGAGCCAGGCGUGACGUGGCUCACCUCCCUACCCCAUCAUCCUCAACCACCCCCGCCGCCUCCACCACCGACAACGACAACUCUCGUACUACAGCAUCAACAUCCCUGUCACCCCCAUCCACAGAGCGUCGUAUGCGUUCACGGGCUGGCUGCAGUCAACAAGCUCGCUUGGGACAAGAUCUCCAUACCAUGCAUCAUUGAGGAGCCGGCGGUGCAUCAGCUACCGCCGCCGCCGCCGCCGCCGCCGCCUCAUCAACACCAGAUGAUUGCCGGUCUACCGGGACCGUCCGUGUGGCAGGAUCCGACCGACAGCCGUGGCACUCAGGGGAUCAAUACCAGAGAUGAGCGAGAUUUAUCUCAAGUUUAGUUAAUGUAUCUAGAAUCGCGUGAGUACUUUAUAGUUGAUAAUGAUCAAGAUGUUGAUGAGGACGCAUGAGUUACGUUAGGUUAAGUAUAAGUGAGAGUGGACAAGCUUAGUAUAUAAAUUUGUACAUUAAGUUUUACAUACAUACAUUUCUAUUUGCAUAGUAAGAUCUAACGUAAAGCAUUGAGUGCACUGAUCUAUAGACGCAUCUUCUGCAUGAAGUGAUAUGUGUAUAUUGUAUCAAUCAAAAUUCACGUUCUGAUUUUGAGUCAUAUCGGGUGCGUGAGCGAGUCAUAGAGUACGCGAAGCAUUUCUUCAGAUUAAAUUUAGUUACCCAUGAGACAAUGAAUAAGCUUUACUGAUAUAUAUGUAAUAUAUAUAUCAAGUAAUAUAUAUAUAUAUAGUUUUUUUUUUAUUUGGACGAGAAUGCAGUAAGCGAUUAUUAUCAUCGAUUUUUUUUUAAAUAUAUAUAUUAUAUUAUAUAUAUUUUAGGUAUUUGGAAACGUUAUAAUUUGAAUCUAUAAGAGAAAAAUAUUGCUCUCGUUUUGAUUUUGUUUAUUACGGUGCCUGCAUGCACAACUCUUCAUAUCUAUUAAAUCAAUACGAUAAAUAGGAUAUAAUUUUAUACAAUUUAUCUACUGAAACGUCAUACAGUGGUUCCCAAUUAUAAGAACACUCUUCGGUCGAUCUAACAGGAAUGUUAACUUGUACAUCUUUAGAAACUGUCUCUUAAAUUUUGCUGACGGUUGGACCUGAAAAGUGGAACAACUAUGAUGAAAAACGAACGAGAUUAUGAAAGGAGCUGGCAUUAGAUAAAACAGUUUGUUUGCCAAGAGCGAACUCAGAGCCGUUAUGAAGGGCGUCUGACAAGCCAUCGUCCUACAAUCUGUUAUAAAGUUUGAUUUCCAUUUCCUCCUCGGUGAUUUGCCCCCUGAACUUUGUGACGUCGGUGUGCAUAAAUUCUUCAGCAUCGGUAUUCUUUGAUGGGAAUUCUUCAGCAUCGGCAUUCUUUCUCUGCCGGACCCAGUUCCGGCGACCCAGUUCCCUUCCGAUUGAUAGAAGUGGAAUAUAUAUAUCUUCCAGAAUAUUUUCAGAGCGUGACAGGGCGCGGAGUGCUAUUAGAAAUAGAAACUCACCCGAGUGAUUUCCUUUUUCUAAUAGCACCCCCGCGUCCUGUCACGCUGUGAAAAUAUUCUGGAUAUUCUGGAUAUUCCAUGUGAAAAGUUAAAAGAUUUGUCUGUAUGAAAUUCUUCAAUAGCAUCAACUAAUUCGAUUGUAAGUGUAUUAUUAUAAAUUAAUAUUUUCAAUAAUAGUUUAUCAAUUUUUUCUAAUUAAAUUAGUCUAAUUAAACUGCAAUUUGAAGGAUGACUUUAAAUUAUUCUAUUGUUUACAAAGGCGGCAUUUUUCACGAAAAUACAGGUCUAACAUCUUUAUAAAUUAAUGCAACCAUACUUCUGAUUGCUUCGAAAUCUUAAUACCUUUUUUUUUCAUCCAUCAGGUGAUCCAAAAUUUUCUAUAUAAUAUUUUCUAUAAUAUUACAUAUAUAUUAUAGAAAAAUACAUAUAUAUACAAAUUUAUGCACAUUUAAUUUAAAUAUAUAUGUUUUAUGUACUACUGUAUGACGUUUCGAUAAAAUGAGAUAAAUCAUAUAAAGUUAUAUCCUAUUUAUUGUACUGAUUUAAUAAAUAUGAAGAGCAUGUAGAUACGGUAAUAUAAUUUCAAUCGAAACAGAUUAUUUUGUUGGAGGAUAUGUAUUGCAUAAUGAUGAUUGGUUCUUCUUCUUAAGGGGUCAAUGAUAUAAACACAUUCUCAUCUACAGAAACAAUUGCAUAAAAAAUUAAACAGAUAUCGCAGCAAUGGCCAUAAUUUAAUAUUCAUAUUACGGCUUUAUAUAAA